AUGCUUUUGCCUAUUCUCCUUCGUCAUCUUCUCCAUCUCUUUCCCGCCGCCCCACUCGCCGCCGCAAUCGCCAGACUGGAAGGGUGAGUCCGCUCACUCUGGCAGCCUGGAAUGUUCGUUCCCUUUUAGACAAUCCGAGGAACAACCGACCGGAACGGAGGACAGCGCCAGUUGCCCGAGAACUGGCGCGCUAAAAGGUGGACAUCGCCGCACUCAGAGAGCCUGGAUUCUCCGAACAAGGCCAACUGGAGGAGGUGGCUGCCGGCUACACCUGCUUCUGAAGCGUUCGCGGCAGGGCAGAGCGACGAGACGCGAGUGUCGCCUUCGCCAUCCGGAACGACAUCGUGGACGAUUGCCCUGUUUCCCGCAGUGUAACAACGAUCACCUGAUGAGCCUCCGUCUGCCUCUUCGGGGAGGCAAAUUCGCCACAAUUAUCAGUGCCUACGAUCCGCCGAUGACCAGCCCCGACACCGCAAGAGACAAAUUCUACGAGGACCUGCACGCGCUAUAGGCGACUGUGACGAAGGCGGACAAGUUGAUUGUCCUUGGUGAAUUCAACGCCCGCGUUGGCAAAGACCAUGCUGCCUGGAGAGGAACGCUGGGUCCGCAUAGUCUCCGCGGCUCAAACGACAAUGGCCUGCUGCUUCUCCGCACCUGCGCUGAACACCGCCUCAUCCUGACGAACACGUUCUUCCGUCUGCCGGAGCAAGAAAAGGCCACCUGGAGGCAUCCUCGGUCGCGCCAUUGGCACCUGCUGGACUAUGUCCUCGUCCGGCGGCGAGAUCAGCGGGACGUGCUGGUGACGAAGGCGAUCGUGGGUGCUGACGGGUGGACCUCGUCACAUCGAAGAUGCGUAUUCGCCUACAGCCUCGCAGGAGACCACAAGGUAAGUUGAAAAUUGCCUUGUUGUCUUUGCCCCCUCACCAUCUCCAUUUCAGCACUGAGCUAGCUCAACGGCUAGACAGCCUUCCAAUCGCUGCCGCCGCCGACGCCGCUGAUGCUGAGAACGCCUCCGUGGAGGACCGCUGGUGUCAACUGCGAGACACGGUCCAGUCGACGUCGCUAGCCGUCCUCGGUCGCGCACGCCGCCAACGCCAGCACAGGUUCGACGACAACAACGCCGUCAUCAGCAAUCUGCUCGUCGAGAAGAACCGCCUGCACACAGCCUACGUAGGCCACCCCACCGACGACAAUAGAGCAGCGUUCUACCGCAGUCGCCGUCUAGUUCAACAGCAACUGCGCAAUAUGCAGGAGGCCUGGACGGCCCGCAAAGCGUACGCGGUCCGUAACGAAUGGAAGAAUUUCUCCGCGAUCAAAGCUGUCUACGGUCCGCCGACGAAGGGCACUUUUCCUCUCCUCAGGGCCGACAGCAACACCCUCUUUACCGAGAAGACACAAAUUCUACAGCCAUACAGUCGAGCAAAUCCGAGGCGUCGUCAACCGACACUCCAGCAUCUCCGACGCCGCCAUCGCCCGCCUGUUGCAAGUGCAGACCAAAGUGGAACUCGACCUCCCGCCAUCUCUCCAGGAAACCAUCAGGGCCGUGCAUCAGCUCUCCAGCGGGAAAGCACCCGGAUCUGACGCAAUCCCUGCAGAGUUCUACAAGCACGGAGGUCCCCAACUCAUGGAUAAUGUGACUGCGGUCUUCCAGGAGAUGUUGCGUCAAGGUGCAGUCCCGCAAGAUUUCAAGGACGCAACCAUCGUGCAUCUCUACAAGCAAAAAGGGAACCGCCAACUCUGCGACAAUCACGGUGGAAUCUCUUUGCAGAACAUCGCCGGAAAGAUCUUCUCUCUUAUCCUCCUCAACCGCCUGAAUAAUCAUCUAGAACAGGGGCUUCUACCGGAAAGCCAAUGCGGCUUCCGUCGUCAUUGCGGGACCACGGAUAUGAUCUUCGACCCUCUGCAACUUCAGGAGAAGUGCCAGGAGAUGCGGAUCCACCUGUACUAUACCUUCGUGGACCUGACAAAAGCCGUCGACACGGUGAAUCGUGAAGAACUGUGGAAGAUCAUGCAGAAAUUCGGCUGUGUCGAGCGAUCCAUUCAGAUGAUGCGUCAGCUGCACGACGGUAUGAUGGCUCAAGUUACGGACAACAGAGCUGUCUCAGAGGCAUUAUCAUUGACCAAUGGAGUGAAGCAGGGAUGCGUGCUGGCGACUACCCUCUUCAGUCUCCUGUUCACUGCCAUGCUGAUGGACACCUACCUUGAUGACCAUCCCGGGAUCCGCAUCGCUUACAGGACGGACGGUCAUCUUCUGAAUCAACGACGACUGCGCCAUCAAUGCAACUACUGA
Molecule: messenger RNA, 2290 nt
Organism: Spirometra erinaceieuropaei
Lineage: Eukaryota; Metazoa; Platyhelminthes; Cestoda; Diphyllobothriidea; Diphyllobothriidae
Source: the annotation of a GenBank genome assembly